CCCAACCCUACCUACGCCAUUCUCACUCUCACCAUUGAACCCUUCUCAAUUCUCAGUAGUCAUGGCGACAACGAAGAAGAGAAGCGAAAACCCCACAAAAACAAAAGACGCAGAGACUAAGAAGAACACCAACAACAACGAGAUUUUCGCAUCAUGCUCUUUCUCCAGCCUCGGUCUCCACUCCUCCUUAUGCGACCAGCUCCGAGACAGGAUGGGCUUCGAAGCUCCCACGUUGGUACAAGCCCAAGCCAUUCCAGUUAUUCUCUCUGGCCGUCAUGUACUUGUGAAUGCUGCUACUGGUACUGGAAAAACUAUUGCGUACUUGGCUCCAAUCAUUCAUCACUUGCAGGGAAAACAACCUCGUAUUCAGCGUUCUGAUGGAACUUUCGCGUUGGUCCUUGUCCCAACGCGGGAGCUAUGCAUGCAGGUUUAUGAAAUCUUACAGAAGUUAUUGCACCGUUUUCAUUGGAUUGUCCCGGGUUAUAUAAUGGGUGGUGAAAACAGGUCAAAGGAGAAAGCCAGGCUUCGCAAAGGCAUAUCUAUUCUUGUUGCUACACCUGGGCGCCUCUUGGAUCACUUAAAGAAUACAUCAUCAUUUUUGCACACUAAUAUGCGAUGGAUAAUCUUUGACGAAGCUGAUAUGAUUUUGGAAUUAGGAUUUGGGAAAGAAAUAGAGGAAAUACUAGAUCAAUUGGGUUCAAGGCCAAAUCAGUUUGCUGGCAAAGAGAGUGCUGUUUCAUGUAAUUCUGAGCCUCAGAGACAGAAUUUGCUAUUAUCGGCUACUUUAAAUGAAAAAGUAAAUCAUCUUGCCAAACUUAGUUUAGAGAAUCCUGUUAUGAUUGGCCUUGAUGACAAGAAGAUACAGCCUACAUUAUCAUCUGAAGAUUUUGAAUCUUUGGGAUUUGAUGUGAAUGAUGAAUUAGAACAGCCUGAUAAAUUGAUUAGCUCUUCAAUUGCAGAUUUUAGAGUUCCAUCUCAAUUAGUUCAGAGAUAUGUGAAAGUACCCUGUGGCUCACGGCUAGUUGUACUUCUUUCCAUUCUAAAGCAUCUUUUUGAGAGCGGACCUUCCCAAAAGAUUGUGGUAUUCUUUUCAACAUGUGAUGCAGUGGAUUUUCACUACUCUCUGCUAAGUGAAUUCAAACUCUCCCCUAAUACACAACCAGAGGAAGAACUAAGACCAUUGUUCAUUAGAAGUAAAACUUUUCGAUUACAUGGGAAUAUGAAGCAGGAGGAUAGAAGAACCACAUUUCAGGCUUUUAAAACAGAAAAAUUAGCUCUUCUCUUAUGCACAGAUGUUAUUGCUAGAGGCGUGGAUAUUCCAAAAGUUAAAUUUAUUAUACAAUAUGAUUCUCCAGGGGAGGCUACGGAAUAUGUGCAUAGGGUUGGCAGAACUGCUCGGUUGGGCGAACGAGGAGAGGCAUUGUUAUUUCUGCAACCAGUUGAAAUGGACUAUUUAAAAGACUUGGAGAAACAUGGCGAGUCUUUAACUGAGUAUCCCCUCCUUAAAGUCUUGGAUAGUUUCCCAUUGUAUGAUCAGAAGCGCCAUGUCAAGAAGUUUCUCACCUUAGACUUACAUCCCUGGGUUCUAGCUCUGCAGAAGGCACUUGAAUCAUUUGUUGUGGCCCAGCCAAGCAUGAAGAAACUGGCCAAGGACGCUUUUUGCUCCUGGGUCCGUGCAUACACUGCCCAUCGCGGGGAGCUGAAAAGAAUAUUUAUGGUGAAGAAACUUCAUUUAGGGCAUGUCGCAAAGAGCUUUGCAUUGAAGGAACAACCUUCCUUGGUUGGUAAGUCAUUUCAAAACCAACAAAGGAAGAGGAAGAGAGAAGAAAAGCAGAAGGGACUGUCGAGAUCGAAAAAGAGGAAAUUUGUUGGUAAGAACAUGAACAAAUAAUACAAAGCAGCAAACAGUGACAAUUUGAAAGUUGAGAGUUGUACUGCUGCUGAAGCGAGGCUGACCAAUUGUUUAGACUUUAGAGCUCUUCCAAAGUCUGUAGCAGACAAUGGCUAACAAAUGAAGGUUGAGGGUGCGGGACUUGAAUAGUUCAUUGCCUCCACCCUAUUCAUUUUGCCAUGGGCCAGGUGAUUGCAUAUGCGAAAGGUAUUUAUUUGUGUAUUCAAAGAGUUCAGGAAUGACAAAAGGCUUAUGUGUACUUCUAUAGUCA
Molecule: messenger RNA, 2162 nt
Organism: Quercus lobata
Lineage: Eukaryota; Viridiplantae; Streptophyta; Magnoliopsida; Fagales; Fagaceae
Product: P-loop containing nucleoside triphosphate hydrolases superfamily protein
Exons: 10
Coding region: 62-1891 (609 amino acids)
Molecular function (GO): ATP binding; RNA helicase activity; nucleic acid binding
Source: RefSeq, a predicted model, not a curated record